Mya arenaria is the source of this 1205-nucleotide messenger RNA. Its product is annotated as heavy metal-binding protein HIP-like. The transcript has a single exon. Bases 273 to 1112 code for a protein of 279 amino acids. Lineage: Eukaryota; Metazoa; Mollusca; Bivalvia; Myida; Myidae. The record is from RefSeq and is a predicted model, not a curated record. Gene Ontology annotation, molecular function: protein binding.
UCCAAACUCUGUACUUUGUUUAUGUUUACAGUUUGAAAGCUACAGAUUUUUUGCAUUAACCUGUUUUUAUAUUGCUCCUUGAAGUAAUGACAUUAAUUUAUGGACUUCAUAUUACUUAAUUUGAAGUAUCUGAUAAGGUUGCUUAAAAUUUAAAGAUAAAACAGACAGAUGUCUUAUCAACAAAUUUUCUCAAAUUUAAGUACUAAUAUAACAUUCAUAAUCAAAUUCAUUUAGAGACCUAAGCUGAACUGCUUUGGACAUCUGAACUCAAGAUGUACAAGUUUUGUAUUUGUAUCAGUCUAAUUGCACUCCUAACAAAUAAUGGAGCUAUUGCAAGUGAUGUGGAACUUACGAUUAAGGAUCUUAUUAAGCGUAUGGAUGCUAAAGAUGCAGUCAUUGAAAUACUUGUUGAAAAAAUUGAGCACCUUGAAGGAGAAAUAACAAAACAGCAAGAAGUCAAUGCUAAGCAAGCCAAAACAAACCAGGACUUGACCAAGAAGAUCCAAGAACUCUAUAAAGAAUUAGAAGACACUGUAACUGAGGAACAGUUUGAUGUAACGGAUGAACGGCAUGAGGUUAAAGUUUCAAAAACUAAAAACAAUGAUCUUGAAGUUAAAAUCAGAUACUCUGAAGGUGACAACAAAAGAAACGACAAUGCUUCAACAAAUCUAAAAGCCAACCGUGACAAACGCCAUGCUAACACAAAUGCUGUAGCAUUCUUUGCAAAACUUACUAACCACUUGACCAAUCUGGGUGUCGGUCAAGAUGUGGUAUUUGAUGAUGUGACCACAAAUAUCGGACAAGCUUACAACAGCCAUCAUGGUGUUUUCAUUGCCCCAACACCUGGCAUCUAUGUCUUUUCUGCAACAUUGCUUAAAGCUUACCAAGCAAACACAAUUGAUCACUUUAUAUGGGCUAAAAAUGGACAAGUCGUAUGUCGUUUAUACUCCAACACAGAUCCCUCCGGCAGUACUAUUGUAGUUGAACUUCAACAAGGUGAUGACAUCUCGAUUCAGAACGUUGAUUCUUUAAACAAACUACAUGGAAGUGGCUAUUCAUUCAUCUCCGGGUUCCUUCUCAAGGAAACUGAGCCUUCCCCAGUAGUUGGAUAAACUGGACAGCAGGAGAUGAUUCCAAAGAAAAGAAAAUUCUUCUAAGAAACUGUUGUGUUCUUAAGAAAAUUUGUAAAAUGAACCACAAAUAUA